Molecule: messenger RNA, 2256 nt
Organism: Talaromyces amestolkiae
Lineage: Eukaryota; Fungi; Ascomycota; Eurotiomycetes; Eurotiales; Trichocomaceae
Exons: 6
Coding region: 1-2256 (751 amino acids)
Molecular function (GO): pyridoxal phosphate binding; oxidoreductase activity; molybdenum ion binding
Source: RefSeq, a predicted model, not a curated record
AUGCGUUAUACCACUCUGGCUACCGGAGCGCUGGCUCUUAUAUCUAGCACUACGGUCCUAGCGCAGACAGCUUCAACGACUCUGCCUACGGCGGCAUCAACUUCAACAUCCCAGGCUGCUUCGCAAUUGGACACUUUGAGCCAAUAUGCCUAUAACGUCUCUACAGACGGUGUUGACAACAGCACCACCAACAAACGUAGCGGCUGCAGCUUGAGCAAUCUGAAAAUCCGUCGGGAGUGGUCCACAUUCAGCACGAAACAGAAGAAAGCAUAUAUCAAUGCAGUGCUCUGUCUCCAGAGCAAGCCUUCUAAGACUCCUUCUGACCUGGUCCCGGGAGCGAAAACACGAUACGAUGACUUUGUGGCUACACAUAUCAACCAGACACUCGAGAUCCACUAUACUGGAACGUUCCUCGCAUGGCAUCGUUACUUCACCUGGGAAUUUGAGCAGACCCUGAUCAACGAGUGCGGCUACACCGGCACUAUUCCGUACUGGAACUGGCCUGCUGCCGCCAACUCUCUGGAGACUUACCCAGUCUUCGAUGGAAGCGACACGUCUAUGUCCGGUAACGGGGUGCCUCGUGGGCCAAAUGAUACAGACAGCGACAUAGUCCUAUCACUUGCCGGUUAUGCUGAUAUCUAUCUGCCUCUCGGCACCGGAGGCGGUUGUGUAACCAGUGGCCCAUUUGUCAAUUACACUGUAAAUCUGGGCCCAGUGGCUCUUGCAUUGCCUGGGGGCGAAUCAGCCGCGGCGGCCAAUCCUCUCGACUACAACCCUCGCUGCUUGAAGCGUGAUCUGACCACCGCCCUCAUUCAGCAGUACGCCAAUUUCACGUCUGUAGUGAGCCUGAUCCUUAACAAUGCCGACGUCGCCGACUUCCAGCUUGCCAUGCAGGGUGUCCCGGGUAGUGGUGCAAUUGGUGUACACGGCGGCGGCCACUACUCGAUGGGCGGCGACCCCGGCCGCGAUGUGUUUGUGUCGCCCGGUGAUCCUGCCUUUUGGCUACACCAUGGCAUGAUUGAUCGCGUGUGGUGGAUUUGGCAGAAUCUUGAUCUCGCACAGCGCCAGAAUGCCAUCUCCGGCACCGGGACGUUUUUAAAUUAUCCGCCCUCGGCGAAUACGACGCUCGACACAUUGAAAAAUAAUCCCGAAGUUAUGAAAAUGUAUAUCAGCGAGUUAUACGUCUACCCCAUCAAAUCGCUCCAACCCACAAAACUCCAAGAGGCCACUGUCACCCGUCAUGGCAUCCUCUACGACAGAUGCUUUAUGCUUCUCAAAGUCGAAACGGCCACUGGAAAUGACGAUCAUAACAGCGGCAUCGAAACAGAGAGGACUAAGCCGACUUUGAGAAAUAUGCAUGUCCCACAUUUCCCGCAAAUGUCACUGUUCUUCACAGAUCUCGUUCUACCUGAUGACGAUGAGCAGCAAGAAAAGAAGAUUAUUGUCACGUAUCAGGAACCACCCGUUUCCGAGAACAAGCCGAGAAGAACAUUGGUGGUACCGCUGGAACCAGAUGUAGAUGGACUCGAAAAAAUCCCAGUGACGAUGCAUCAAAGUCCCAUGAUGGGCUACGUCAUGGGCAAGAAAUACAACGACUGGUUCAGUGAAUGCUUCGGAUUUCAAGUUGUGUUGACGUACACGGGAAUGAAUCGAAGGAGAGUUUUGGGAUCCAUGAAUCCGAAUAUUGCUCGCCAGUCUGACCAAAGAGGAGGGUGGCUGUCUACAUUGACGAGUUAUGUACCUCUUCUUGGAGCCGGUACCACACAAGAACGAGACGAGGAAAUUCUCACCUUUGCUGAUUGCGCAUCGUAUAUGGUGGUGAAUGAAAAGUCAGUCAAAGAUGUAGCAAGUCGGUUUCAGGCAGGUGAAGGAAGAGUAGAAGUUACCAGGUUCCGACCUAACGUGGUAGUUGGCGGGGCUGAGAAUGCAUGGGAAGAGGACUUUUGGUCAGAGUUGAGUGUGGCUACGGACGAUGACAGUCAAGACGUACAGCUUAUAUUGACAUCGAACUGUAUUCGGUGUCGCUCGUUGGACGUCGACUUUGAGACGGGUGAUUUCCACAAGACAGACGAUGGGAUUAUCUACAAGAAACUGAACAAGGACAGACGCGUCGACAAGGGUGCAAUAUACAAGCCUGUCUUUGGACGCUAUGGGUUUUUAAAGGAUGAUGUGGUGGCUAAAGUACGAGUUGGUGAUGCUGUAACUAUCUCGAAGAAAGCGGAGGAGCGGACAGUUUUUGACUGGCCAGGUUUAUGA